Messenger RNA from Rotaria sordida, 570 nucleotides. NCBI's taxonomy places the organism in Eukaryota, Metazoa, Rotifera, Eurotatoria, Philodinida, Philodinidae. The record is from the annotation of a GenBank genome assembly.
AUGUCGAAUCUUCCUGAUGAUUAUCAACCACCCGAUCCAAAUAGUCUUCCAACGGGUCCAUCAGAUCCAAGUACAUCAUCAUAUGGUUUUUCUCAUACAAUGAUUCGUAUAAAGGAUCCUCGUGUUUCACUUGAUUUUUAUACACGUAUUCUUGGAAUGACUCUUGUUCGUAUUAUGUCAAUGCCUGCUGGUAAAUUUACAAAUUAUUUUUUAUGUUAUCCUCAAUCCGAAGUACCAAAUAAAGAUAAUCAGGAUAAAUUAAUGCAAUGGUUAUGGCAACAACAAGGUGUUCUUGAAUUAUGUCAUAACUGGGGUACAGAAUUAGCUUCAAGUGGUUUUGAAGGUUAUAAAUCUGGUAAUGAACCUGAACAUAAAGGUUUUGGACAUAUUUGUAUGUUAGUUGAUGAUCUUCAACAAGCUUGUGAUCGUUUUACUAAAUUAGGUGUACAAUUUAAAAAACGACCUGAAGAUGGUCAAAUGAGACAUAUUGCUUUUAUCUUAGAUCCAGAUCGAUAUUGGAUUGAAAUUAUACAAAAAAGUUCUGGAGAUAAAGAACAUACCAAUAAAUGA